ACAGUAAACACACCCAAACAAAACCCUCUCUCUCCCUUUUGCUCUGUGAAUUUUGGAGUUCUGGGGGCUUCGAUCUGCCGCUGUUGCAGGUGGGUUUUGGUGGAAUCGACAUGUUUUUGCUCGAUUGGUUUUAUGGGGUUCUUGCUUCGCUAGGGUUGUGGCAGAAGGAGGCCAAGAUCUUGUUUUUGGGACUCGAUAAUGCUGGCAAGACCACCUUGCUUCAUAUGCUCAAAGAUGAGAGAUUAGUUCAACACCAGCCUACGCAGUAUCCAACUUCUGAGGAGUUGAGUAUUGGAAAAAUCAAAUUCAAAGCUUUUGAUUUGGGUGGACAUCAGAUUGCACGUAGAGUGUGGAAAGAUUAUUAUGCCAAGGUGGAUGCGGUUGUUUACUUGGUAGAUGCAUUUGACAAGGAGAGAUUCGCUGAGUCUAAAAAAGAGCUCGAUGCUCUCCUCUCGGAUGAGGCAUUGGCCAACGUUCCAUUUCUAAUUUUGGGAAACAAAAUCGACAUACCAUAUGCUGCCUCAGAAGAUGAGUUGCGCUACCACCUAGGCCUGACCAACUUCACCACUGGCAAGGGUAAAGUAAACUUGGCAGAUUCAAAUGUCCGCCCCCUUGAGGUAUUCAUGUGCAGUAUUGUUCGGAAAAUGGGUUAUGGAGAUGGUUUCAAGUGGCUUUCUCAGUAUAUUAAGUAGGAUGCACUAGGAAGUAAAGAUUUGGUUUAUAGCUUUCGAUUGUCAUUUCCCUAUUAAACCUAGCUGUUAUUGUUGAAGAUAUUUUACUUUUCAUCUUGUCAAGAAAUGACAAAAACAUACACCAUUCCCAUGAUUUGAUGAGCAAAAAUGUGUAUUGAUUUGUUGUGAUUGGUAA
This is a messenger RNA of Ziziphus jujuba (common jujube), 867 nucleotides long. RefSeq names its product GTP-binding protein SAR1A. Gene Ontology annotation, cellular component: COPII vesicle coat; endoplasmic reticulum exit site. NCBI's taxonomy places the organism in Eukaryota, Viridiplantae, Streptophyta, Magnoliopsida, Rosales, Rhamnaceae. The transcript is spliced from 3 exons. Gene Ontology annotation, molecular function: GTPase activity; GTP binding. The record is from RefSeq and is a predicted model, not a curated record. Gene Ontology annotation, biological process: endoplasmic reticulum to Golgi vesicle-mediated transport; vesicle organization; membrane organization. The coding region runs from base 111 to 692 and encodes 193 amino acids.